AUGGACGAAGUAAGAGAUGACAAGUCAAGCACCGUUGUCGAUAUCGCUGCAAAUGGCGACGUUAUCUUGGUUGUUGGGCCGGAAAUGGUGAAGCUUCGUGUUCUAUCACUCAUUCUGAAGGCGGCCUCUAAACCGUUCUCCGCUAUGUUUGGACCCGACUGGAAUGAAGGUCAUGAUAUCCUCGGUCGGGAUGAACCAGUAGAGGUGCUGCUGCCCGAAGACAAUGCUGAUGCGCUCAACGUUAUCUGUGCCGUCCUUCACCAUCAGAAUAACGAGGUGCCUGAAACCCUUGCUGCAGGCGACGUUCUAAGGGUUGCUGUCGCAGCGGACAAGUAUGAUUGUGUUAAUGCCCUGAAAUUCGCAAGCGGAAUCUGGCUUUAG
Molecule: messenger RNA, 381 nt
Organism: Cadophora gregata
Lineage: Eukaryota; Fungi; Ascomycota; Leotiomycetes; Helotiales; Ploettnerulaceae
Exons: 1
Coding region: 1-381 (126 amino acids)
Molecular function (GO): protein binding
Source: RefSeq, a predicted model, not a curated record